Molecule: messenger RNA, 1206 nt
Organism: Eutrema salsugineum
Lineage: Eukaryota; Viridiplantae; Streptophyta; Magnoliopsida; Brassicales; Brassicaceae
Exons: 2
Coding region: 19-1206 (395 amino acids)
Source: RefSeq, a predicted model, not a curated record
AAAGAUUCUGAAUUCAAGAUGUAUGUUACAAGGCAUCUCUCUGAAUACCAGAGAAACUCGUCGGACUUGACACGAUCAUCGCCGGAAGGUCCAAACUCGGGCGUACUUGUGAUUCAAGACGAAGAAUCAAAGCCGACUUGUUGCUUUGGAUCUUGCUACGAUGGUCAACUCAAAGGCUUACCGUUCCCACAAAACGUGAAGCUGACUGUGACCUACCGCACCAGAACGCCCGAAGGGUCCACAAGGAAAGAAGAGAUGAGGAGGAGGACUUACCAUGACUCGGUUCUGUUCAUCCCGGUUCUUGAUCAACCUCCAUCUUCCAACCGUUACUAUGUCAUUAAACGACGUGGGAAGCACUCAGGAGAAGCUUCAGCUAGUGCAAAAGAGGAAGACAGAGUACCCUGCUGCUUGUGCUUUAGCUAUGUUCCUGAAGCUAAGCCACAAGAAGCUGAUCCUUACGAUAUAUAUCAGCAAUUCGAGGUCCAUCAAUCAAAAUCAUCCUCUCGAGGUUACUUUGCAACCUCCGUUGCUCCUGACGGGAUACCACCAAAAUUCCUUAAGAGAAAGUAUUGGACAGUUGGGUACUCAGAUUCCCAUGACUUUGGUCUGACAGAUGAUGCAAAAGGGAUUAACACUAAGCUUCGUUACGAGCUUCCCAACGAUGUGAAUACAAGCGUUGUGGUAGGAAAAUGGUAUGUCCCUUUCAUAUUCUUGAAAGAAAGAGAUGCUAAGGAUCAGACUAAGAGAUCAACUUAUUACAGCAUGACGCUUAAACAAAGGUGGGAAGAGGUUUUCUCAUGUGAGAACGAUAAAGCCGAAAACUGUGAUGUUGUAGUUGAUGUACAAGUAGCGUCAGAAGUUGUGAAGCUUGAGGGACAAGUAACUAAUUUGAGAGAGACAAGCGGUGAUGGGGUGGUUUGGUUCAGUGUCUUAAGGGAUGAGAGGCAAGACAAGAAGAUAGGUCUUAGGUCUGUGGUUGUGGAGAGGAUGAAAUGGGAAGAAGAAAGGUUUGGUUGGUUAAACAAAGGCUAUGAACUAAGGUCUAGCAUUACGAGAUCAGAGAGAUUCAACGGCGGUUCAUCGCAAUGGAAGAGUUAUAAAUGUUAUGUAUUGGUUGAGAAUUUUGAAUUGAAAAGAAUGGAUGGGAGUUUGGUGUUGACAUUUGAGUUUAGACAUGUUGAUAAGUUAAAGAACAAGUGGGAUUGA